GCUCAUUGUUAAAUUUUGCCUGUUUCUUCCCUUCGCAAACAUGGAAGCGAUAAGGCGAAGAUAUCCAUGUAAUAAAACGCCUUCUUCCUAAUUGGCCUGAGCUCCCACCUCCUCCAACCGACGUCGACUCCCCAACGGAGAAAAAGCCAGAGCACCACCAACCUUUUCAGGAACACUCAUAUUCCAAUCCCUUCUUCUACAGCAGAGGCAAAGUUUAUUCUCAGAUCCCAUUGUCCAAGAAAUCCGUUGCAUCUGCUGUUGCCGAGCUCAAAGCCGGGAAGCUGUCGAUUCCCAAUUUUUUCUUAAGCUGGAGGUAUCCUCUUUUGGAAGCAGAUGGGAGAGAACGAUCUAAUACCGGAGAACGAAGGAGAAGAAAAAUCGGUUUCAUCAUAUGAAGCUGAGGUCUGCAGAAGCUCCCUCAGCGACGGAACUGAGAUGCCGGUGAUUUGCAAGGAACCCUCAUUCUCGCGGUGGUGCGACGAGGAAGAGGUAUUCGGUCGCUCGAUUCCAGCGACCGACGGAUCUUGUGAAUGCGGUACUGCGGAAGGAUCCGAGGAAUUUGAUCUUCCGCUUCUUCAAGUUGGGGGAUCUGAGAGAACGCAUCCGAGCUUUGGGGGUAAAUGGUCGAAUGAUUUUAGGCAGCGGAGCAUGAACAUGGCUUCGUUGGAGGGCAAUGGGGAUGGGAAGAGGUAUAUACCUUUAUCCUUUGAUAGUGAGAACAGCGUCCAUAAUAGCGAUUCGGUUGCGAAGCUGGAAAGUUUGGAGGCAGAGCAGAACUCCCUUAAUUACGUCCUUGUGCUUAAGACGUUGUUCUUUAUACUUGUUUGGUACAUCUUCAGUACCUGGUUGACGCUGUAUAAUAAGACACUGUUAGGGGAUGACCUCGGACGGUUCCCAGCCCCAUUGUUGAUGAACACUGUUCAUUUUUCACUGCAAGCUGUUCUGGCAAAGGUCAUUACUUGUUUCCUUUCUCGCCGUUCUGAAAAAAUUUCUACAAUGACAUGGAAGGAUUACUUUUUCAGAGUUGUACCGACAGCUCUUGGAACUGCAUUGGACAUAAACCUAAGCAAUGCUUCACUCGUGUUCAUAUCAGUGACAUUUGCAACAAUGUGCAAAUCCGCUUCUCCAAUAUUUCUCCUUUUGUUUGCUUUUGCAUUUCGCCUGGAGACUCCCAGUUUUAAGCUUCUUGGAAUUAUCUUGAUUAUUUCAUUUGGAGUUCUAUUAACUGUUUUGAAGGAGACACAAUUUGAUUUCUGGGGUUUCGUCCUUGUUAUGCUUGCGUCAGUGAUGUCAGGUUUCCGUUGGUCGAUGACACAGAUCCUUUUACAGAAAGAGUCAUAUGGUCUAAAGAAUCCCAUCACAUUAAUGAGCCACGUGACUCCUGUGAUGGCACUUGCUACAGCAAUUCUCUCUCUUUUACUCGAUCCAUGGCAUGAUCUUAAGUCUAAUAAAUACUUUGAUAGUUCAAAGCACAUGAUUAUAAGCAGUUUGUUGAUGCUUUUUGGAGGGGCAUUGGCAUUUUUUAUGGUUUUAACCGAGUAUAUCCUUGUUUCAGCAACUAGUGCAGUGACAGUAACAAUAGCUGGUAUUGUCAAAGAGGCUGUGACAAUUUUGGUUGCAGUGUUUUACUUCCACGAUCAAUUUACUGUGCUGAAAGGAAUGGGACUUCUGGUAAUCAUUGUUGGAGUUAGCUUAUUCAACUGGUACAAAUAUCACAAACUGCAAAAAGACAAGAUAAGUGCGGCUGAAGCAGCAAACUUUAAAACAUCGAACGGCGCAUCGAAUUAUGUAAUUAUUGAUGAAAUUGAUAUGCUUGAUGAAGAAGAAAUGGAUAUCAAACAUGACAAUACUUGAAUUUUCACCAUCAUGAACAACAGGAGUGAAAACUAACUGAACUUUUGAAUGAUAGAUGCUGGAAAAGCAGUGCCCUUCCUAACUCAUCCGGAGUUUGAUGGGCGCACAAUCGGAGUAUUUUUGUUAGCAUUGAUAGCAUUUUAACUGAGCUGGUUGUCAAGUUUCAGCAUAUGGAGGACGACAUUUACCAGUAAUGCCUCUAAUUCUGUUCAUAUACGACAUGUCUUCGUCCAGUUUGUAUAUCGCAGGACGGGAAAUACUUUAACUCUCGUGCACCGCAAGCUUAUAGAUGCUACGAAGGAUGACUAGAAGUACUGACAAGAAGCUUACUUGGUAUCUAUUAUUUUUUCGAUUUAAGUUUUACAAAAACUUCAUAUUCAUUUUAAAUUCUCAUUCUGUCAAGGGGGAUUUUUCUUUCUUUUGCUCUUGAUCCCAGAAACAAAUCUUCAAAUUAAGCCUUGUAUACAGAUUUUGAGGAGAA
Phalaenopsis equestris is the source of this 2335-nucleotide messenger RNA. Its product is annotated as probable sugar phosphate/phosphate translocator At1g06470. The record is from RefSeq and is a predicted model, not a curated record. Lineage: Eukaryota; Viridiplantae; Streptophyta; Magnoliopsida; Asparagales; Orchidaceae. Gene Ontology annotation, biological process: UDP-glucose transmembrane transport. Gene Ontology annotation, cellular component: Golgi apparatus; endoplasmic reticulum-Golgi intermediate compartment; cis-Golgi network. Gene Ontology annotation, molecular function: antiporter activity. The transcript is spliced from 12 exons. Bases 334 to 1854 code for a protein of 506 amino acids.